This is a messenger RNA of Aplysia californica (California sea hare), 1172 nucleotides long. RefSeq lists its product as uncharacterized. The record is from RefSeq and is a predicted model, not a curated record. Lineage: Eukaryota; Metazoa; Mollusca; Gastropoda; Aplysiida; Aplysiidae.
GAGGAACGAUAAUCAAGGAACAGGGACUUGUAUAUAAAUAUGUCAGAGACCGUAGUGACUCCAUCAGUUGCUCGGAGUCUUGAAGGCCAUCAACUGACCAGUGGGUCCUGUAGUCGACAGAGGCGAGCUAAUCACGUGGUUCUGGGGUCAGUGCUGAAGUGACAAGGACGAGGGCGUUGGAGUUUUGGAUUCCUCAACAUGUUGACCCUCAGCGUGUUUGUGGUCCUGAUGGCGUCCGCCAGUGUGACGUCACAGACGACGGUCAAAGACGUGGACCAGAAGCUGGUGGAGGAGUUGGAAGCGAGGCUGACGCAACUACACGACCGCAUGGCCAAACUGAGCCGAUACACCAUGAUGCAGCAGUUCUCGGCCGAGGAAAGGUCAAGGCGAGCUUGUAGCCGUGAUGAACGGUGUGUCUUUCAGCACCCAACAUAACGACUAUCGCCUGGUGAUGGCAUCGACAAACUCUACAGACUACCACGCCGUGGAGGACAUACCUUUCCCGGAGGUGCCCAAAGAGGUCACGGACAAGCUGACAGUUCCGGCGAGCCCCAAUACGCACGUUGGAACUACAGAACGCUGUGCUCCCCGCUUAAGGAAGAUGUUGCAUUGGGAGACUUGAGACCGGUGGACGAACUGAGUUACCGGGUAGCCACAGGCAACUCGCGAGUCUUCAUCUCGAACGACCGCAGAGGAAGAUUUGUUUUCUUUGAGAAGGGCGUCAAAUCGUUUUGUGCAGUCCUGAAUCCUGAAGACGUAAAAGAAUGGACGUACCUGGACUUGAGAGAAAAAUGUUUUAAUGUGACCUACUCUUAGACUCUUAGUGCGUGACAUGUAUAACUACAGUCUAGUAUCAUCAGACUACGUCCUUCACCUUGGGAAAGCUUUUGAAAAAAGGAGCUCAAAUUCUUUGCUCCAUUGGACAGCAGUAAAACAUAAAAAAAGAUAAUUAUUAUUAUUAUCAUCAUGAUUAUUAUCAAUGUUAUAAUCAACACUUUUGUCAUCGUUGACGUUGUUUAGUCGUUAUUUUUUUGCUAUUUCUGACACUCUUUAUUGUAGAUGACGAUGAUGAUGAUCGUGAUUUUGAUAAUGAUGAUGAUGAUGAUGAUAACGAUGAUGAUAAUGACGAUGCUGAUGACGAUGGGAAAUAAACUCCUUCCUUUAUUCUCUGA